CGCCGUCACGCGCCAUCACGAUCACACGUAGUUACGGUUAACUCGCUGCCACUCGCAUGCGACGCGCGCGUUUCGAACGUAGUGCACGACCGGUUCGCCACAGCCGAUGAGCGCAACCAGUGACAUCUCAAUACUUGUGCCGUGGGACUUGCAGUGAAUCGCUCAGUAAAUAGACAUGUGCGUGUAAUGGAUUGCUGCGGGGUUUCCUUGCUGUGUGCUGCCGACCGCCGGGCCUAGGCCGACGCGGUCGCUGUGUAUGCCCAGGCGCCGCUAGACGCGCCAGCAUGCGCGCCCCCGCGGUGCUCAUCGCCCUGCUAGGGUUUCUGCCCCAGGUGCUGUCUUCUGGUUCCUUCGAGCUUAGAAUAAAAAGUUUUACGAACUCUUUGGGUAGGUUACAUAGUGGACAGUGCUGUGAUGGUUCCUCAAAUAUGCUCCGCGAUGCACCAUGCUUAUCGCCAUGCAGGACUAAAUUCCGCGUUUGCCUCAAGAUCUAUCAAGCUAAUAUCGAUACCACGUCACCGUGCACCUUCGGUGAUAUCACCACACCAGUUCUCGGUGGGAACUCGUUGGAUGUCCCUAACCUUAACGUCGAAGGAUUCAGCAAUCCCAUCGUGUUUCCCUUCGACUUUACAUGGCCGGGCACUUUCUCGCUUAUUGUUGAAGCUUGGCACAAUACGACGGAAACAUCAAGAUCAGAUGACACCCUAAUCGCGCGGAUGACGAAGCAAAGCAUAGCGGAUGUCGGAGGACCUUGGGUCGAAGAAGAACAACGGUGGGGAGGCGCAGCUGGGGCUCACCUCAAGCUGUCGUAUCGGGUAACAUGCGCGGCGCACUACUAUGGCGCCGGCUGCGAAGUGCUGUGCAGACCAAGAGACGACCAGUUCGGUCACUACACCUGCUCCCCCGCAGGAGAGAUCGUCUGCAAGCACGGCUGGACAGGGGACUACUGCUCGAAGCCGCGAUGCCUGCCCGGGUGCGACGCGGAGCACGGCCACUGCCUCAAGCCCGACGAAUGCAUUUGUCAUUCUGGUUGGGUGGGCGAACUCUGCGAUCAAUGCGAGCGACAUCCGGGCUGCGUACACGGAACUUGUUCCAAACCUUGGGAUUGCAUAUGUGAGGAAGGUUGGGGCGGUCUCUUCUGCAACCAAGACUUGAAUUAUUGCACAAACCAUCGCCCGUGCAGAAACGGCGGCACUUGUCACAACACCGGCCAAGGAAGCUAUACUUGUGUUUGCCCUCCAGAGUACACUGGGCCAGAUUGUGAAAAGUCCCUUCAUUCUUGCGCAGUUCGUCCUUGUCUAAACGGCGGAGCAUGUGUUCCGGAUGAAGGCGGAGAACUUUCCUGCGCUUGUCCUUCGGGAUACGAAGGGUCGAGAUGUGAAACCCGAAGACUGACAUGUGUCGACCACCCGUGCCGGAACGGCGGGACUUGUGAACCCCGACUUACUGGCUACGUUUGCGUUUGCCCGUCAGGCUACACUGGUGCUGAUUGUGGUGUGGAAGCUGAUCCGUGCGCAGCCAAUCCUUGCCGAAAUGGAGCAACUUGUACCAGAGCUGGAGACGGAUUUAAAUGUUCCUGCAAAGCCGGUUUUAGAGGUAACCGCUGUGAAAUUGAUAUAGACGACUGUGCGGGAAUAAUUUGUGAACAUGGUGGUACUUGCGUCGAUUUAGUCAACGGCCAACGAUGCCAAUGCGCUCCAGGUUUCCUGGGCCAACGAUGUGAAACACGUGUCGAUCUCUGCAUAGCCAAGCCAUGUGCAAAUGGCGGUGAGUGUUUUAUUUUGGACAACGACUACGAAUGUCGCUGUCGUCCUGGAUUUGCAGGCAAAGACUGUAGUAUCGACAUCGACGAGUGUGCUUCUUCGCCUUGCAGAAACAGUGGCACCUGUAGAGAUAGAGUGGAUGGAUAUCAUUGCAACUGCGCUCCCGGUUGGGGAGGCAAAUCUUGCACGGUUUCUUUAGCAGACAUAGUAACCGCGAGGCCGGCUGGAGGACACUUAAGAAGAGUUGGCGACGACUCACCAGAUGAUGAGAACUUGUCAGGAAGUCACGUGGCCCUGAUCGCUGCGUUAUCUGCAGCAGUACCUGCCGCGGCUUUGGCUGCGGCUGUAGCAGUCGCUUGUGUACGAAGAAGAAGAAAACGUGCACAAAGUGCAGCCGAUGCCGAAGCGCGCGCGCAGAAUGCAGCCAACGCUGGGAAUGGUGGUCGGGUCAUACGGAACACUUGGGGAAAAUGCGAAGCGCCGGUGCCAGAGUGCCAAAAUGCGCACAACGCAGCGGCUGAAGAAUGUAAAAGAAAAACCUUGAAUACAGAAAGCGCUGCAAGACUUCUGGCAGCUUUAGAUCCUAGACUGUCACGGCUCUCCGCGGACUCAGCGUGUUGGGCUAACAGUGACACGUCACUAGUUAAACGAGCGCUGGAAGGCGGUGGAGUGUACGUGUUAGAUGAUCAUUGUCUGCCACCGACGUUUGCCACGCAGGUUUAGUGUUUACAAACGCGGCAAUGGACUAAAAUAACUUAUUUAUUCACUUCGGACGCUCGUGCGAAACUGGCUGUGCGCCGCGUGUAAAUAUAACGUUAAAUGUAAAGUGAACCCCUUGUAUAGAUGGCUAGUAAUAAGAAUUCGGAUGUAUUUAUUUGAAGUUGCGAUUCGUACGCCCUGUAAAUAGUAAUGGCGGAACGGAUUGCGUUUUCCGCCCCCGAUUGGCAAGCGUCGCCCGGUGUGUCACUGCCAAAUUGAGGCAGAUUUUGCUGCCCUCUUAAUCGGCCGAUCUCAUUUCUACAUUACAAAUGUAUAUCGGUGCAGUAUGCGAGGAUAGAGGGUGAAGACCGCGUUUGCCGUGGGGCCGGGUGGACCGCGGUCCACGUCUGCGAUCUCUGUAGGUAAGGUGCGAAAGCAGCGCGCACGCGGUGUCGGUCCACUGCGGGGCGCCGCCUGCCUCGUAGAAACGAUACUGAUUCGACGUACUUAUUCUACAUAAUGUAUACUCCAUAUUUAAUUUAUGCUUCGCAACAUUACUUUUAUUUUUAUUCGUUUUAACGAGUUUAUCGCAAACAUCUAACGGACAUGAAAUGUGUCAACUUUAUACUUCUACAUAAUGUUCCAGCCCAGUAUCGCUUCUAUGAACCUUUCACACCACUAACUGUCCCUCUUUAAGACUCGCACCAGUAUAAAAGCCAAACCGUGCAUAAAAUAAGAUUUUAGACUAAUUUAUAAAAAUAACGCUAUCAACGCGUUUAUCAGUCUUACAUUGAUCGUAUUUUUUGUGAUUGACUAUUUUUAAUAUUGUUCCUAUGAUUAAUUCAAAGUUAGUGAGUUCCCGUAUCAGAAAUCUUGUUCAGUUUUUUCGUAAAAAUCGACAAAGAUUUUCUUAUUCUUUGCUUCCGUACUUGAAAGGUACAGUUCGCACAGUUCCUGGAUGUUAGGGUGCAAUUUCCCCAGCCUCUGCGUCUCUCGCGCGCUCAUACCUUCGUACUGCGCAUGUGCACACAGAGGCUUGGGAAAUUCCGCUCAGGCAAAGUAUCAUCACGCACGAUAUUAGUUCAUAGGUUAAAGUAACUUGAACGUACUUAUAAGAAACAAAAUGUCGAAACCUAAGUCAUUGUGUAUAAAAAGUUAUUAAGUUUUAGAUGUUAAGUAUAUUCUCCAUUACUAUUGUAAGAGUAUUGUGACAAUAUGAAAGCAACAUUAGGCAACAUAGGACACGUUGUCACAGAUUGUUUUAAUUUAUUUAUUUUAGCAGUAACAUGUUCGUUUUAGACUAUUCGGUAAAGCACAUAUUCUAUAGCGAAUUUGUGCCUUAUUGAUAAGCAACAUGCGUAAUUUUCAAGGAAAAUGUUAAAUAAACUACCAUUAUUACAAAAGAUUGUGUAGAUAUUAAAUUAAUAAGUCUUAGGAAUUUUCUCUUAUGUUGCCUCUUGUACUAAAUCGUAGAUUAUAAAGGUUAAAUCGACAAAAUUGUAAAAUUUAUAUCAAACUAUGAAUAGACUGAUGAUCAAUAAUAAUGUUCUUGUAUUUAAUUUUGUAAGAUGACAAAAUGUAAGUUAAAUUAUGUAAAAAUAGAUACAAAUUGAUGAUCCAAAUCUGAACCACGUGAAACUCCAUCAUUUUGUACUUAAUUGGUUGAAGCGGUUUAAUAACUUUCAUUUUUCUUUUUUUAAAUGAUCUUUGAUUCUUAAUUUAUUUAUUGCAACGGUGUGCACCAUAGUAAUUAUUUUUGUUUACUAUUUAUAUUGACAAAUAAUUCUCUAAUUUUAUUUUACUAUGUUUACUAUUAAAUGAAACGAAAUUAACUUAUCCUGAAUUUGUUGUAAAAUUAAUCCUGAAUAAAAUUCCAUCAUAAAAUAUAAAUACCUAAUUUUUGUGAGUAUACU
This is a messenger RNA of Hyposmocoma kahamanoa, 4375 nucleotides long. It is a transcript of the gene Delta, whose product is annotated as neurogenic locus protein delta-like. Gene Ontology annotation, molecular function: Notch binding; calcium ion binding. The record is from RefSeq and is a predicted model, not a curated record. The coding region runs from base 285 to 2486 and encodes 733 amino acids. Gene Ontology annotation, biological process: axon guidance; Notch signaling pathway; cell communication. The transcript is spliced from 7 exons. Gene Ontology annotation, cellular component: cell surface; plasma membrane; signaling receptor complex. NCBI's taxonomy places the organism in Eukaryota, Metazoa, Arthropoda, Insecta, Lepidoptera, Cosmopterigidae.